GAUAGUUUCCGUUGCCUCUGUUUCGUUGGUCAUACAAUAAUAACGGUAUCGUGUGUGUAGACUAUAUUCAAACAUUGUAACAAAAUAUAGCGGUUCAAAAAAAUUCGUUCAUUUCAUUGCGUAACAUUUCAGAUAUACUUCGCUCUUAGACUCUUUCUUUUUUUUUCAAAUUACUCCUGCACAAACUAAUCCCAGCUGUCCAAAUCCAUCCAAUAGCAUCUCCGAAAUUGAACUGCGAUCUGUUUUUGUGUGGCCUUUGAAAUUAUUAGAUUUUUAGAGAUGAAAAUAAAAACCAUUUAAAAGUUUUAUUUUCGAACCAGUGUUUCGAACUCUUCGCAAUUUAUGCAAAUGCUUAGUACAGUGCUGCACCUCGGAAGAUGAGGUUGAUCUUCAUACCAUUUCCAUAACGCUCCAUUUGAAUAAAGCCACCAGGGUGAGUUCUUGGCAGUUGGCGGGUUGGCGGUAUCGCCGGCAAGUAGGUUAAUCCGGCAAGUUUCAGGAUGACAGACAACGGUUAAAGAGGUGUACGCAUGUUGUUCGUGACAGAUACGUAGUGAAAAUGCUGAGAUUUGAGCAGGCUUUUCGUGAGAUCUGCUCAUUAGCAGAUUCAAAAAAAAUUUCAGAUAGAAAGCGAUGUAUUGUCAAGUUAAGAGAAUUGUACAAGAGCAAUGCAGCUAUCGAAGAACUUUGCAAUAACUCUAGGAACAGAGACAGUGGGGGCACGGGUUGGAAAGCAAUUCUCCAUUCUGUGCACAAUGUAUUAUUAUACGAAGCGGAAAGAUCAACUUCAGGAGAUGCAAAUCGUUCAUUUGUUUCAACAUCUAAAUUGACAUCUGAUAAGGAAACCCAAGUUAAGAUAGACUAUGCCAUGACUAUGGUAGAGACGGUUAAGAGAGCAAAUAGUCCUGAGAUUCACCUGGACUGUAAUACCUUGCUACCAUUAAUACUUCAAAUCUUCUCUAACCAGCUGUACAUCGUUUAUCAAAGAUCAUACCUCACCAUUCUGGUCAAACAUGUGCUUUGCGUCAAACAUUAUAAAACUCAUAUAUCACCUGUUAAUUGGUGGGAAUUAUUGAAGCUUACUGUUAAAAUGUAUGAAUCGGAACAUCCCUACAUUGACAAAUAUUUCAUUUUGAAAGCAAUCAGCCAAAUAAUACAAAAAGGCUCCACACAAUCACAUCUUGCUCUUAAAUUGAAGAAGAUAUUUCCGUUUUUAGUCAAAGUCUUCAAUGAUGCCAAAUCUGAUCCUAGAAAGCUUUCCGAUGUUACUUUCAAGUUAGCAAAUAUUGUCUGUCAACAAGUCGGCGCAGAAAGUAGAAUUGCUCUCUGUGACUUUGGAGAGACUGUUCUCCCAUGUGCAAUUAACCUGAAUGGUAACUAUGAAAAAUAUGAUUGGAUGCUUCUCAUGGUCCAGGCUCAUCAUCCCGGUGGUGUGACGAAAUACAAUGAUGGAGCAUAUGCGUUUAAUUUUGAAAAAUGGAAGGAAAUAUUGCCUCUGAUUUAUCGUAUGGUCUUGAAAGAUAGCGCAUUGGAAUCUGCAUCCAAUAGUUUUGUUCAACUUGCAUCUGAAGUAUUAUGGCAGCUGAAAGAUAAUUAUACGUAUCUUGAUGGAGAUGGACCAUCCGAUGAUGUGGAUUAUGCGCACCCUUCCAAACGCAGACGUACCGCAAUCGGAAUUCAAGGCAUGAUUGAUACUUUAACGACCAUACCACUUGAAGAAUCUUUAGUAUCAAUAGAGAUUUUGAUUGCACUAAUAACACGUCAUUCAGUUUUGAUAAAAAUAAGUCAUGUUCUACCAUUAAUGGAAUUCCUCGUCGCCCACCUGAGCACGUGUCAAAACGAAAACGUAUUGAAUCACUUGUGGGAUCUAGCAAGAGCAUUAUUGAAAUUUGAAAGCAAAUUCGCGAACGAUCUAACCGAAAACGAUGCAAUAAAGUCUGGCUGGGAUAAAAUAUGGAGUAUAGCUUUGACAUCAGCAAGUACAAAUAAGCAUGCAGAACGAGUUCAUAGACUCUUGCAGUCUUUUAUCAGCCACAAAAAAUCGGUUGAUACCAAUGCCAUUCUAAAUUUAUAUCUUAAGAAUAAUUGCACAUGGUCAAAGGCCAGUAUCCGUACUCUGCUGGUCUUUUGUAAACACAAUAUAAUACAAAAUGACACUGGGCCAUAUACCAAUGAUUACGGCCCAACAUCAAGCAAUAACUCACCCGUGAAAAUCCGUCUUUUACAGUGGAUUCUGGCAGUUCCGCCAGAAACAUGGAAUGCUCAGAUUCCGAUUGAAGAUGUUUGUGAGUUACUAGUUGGCUUAACACUGAGGUCAUGGUAUGAUAUCGAUAAAGAUGUGACAAACAUUUGUCACCAAUCCAAUGUGGAUACACAAGAUAUUGAAGCUACUACCGUUAAACGAUGUCAUGUCACAAAUUUCGAAGAUGCUUGUUUAAUGACAGCCUUUAAAGGUAGUUUGUAUAAUAAGACUGACAUCAAGACCAGUCCACACUGCAAACAAACCAGAGGUUGUGUGCUGCAUAUUAAUGAGAAUUUCGAUUUUUUGAUAAAAAAUUUGAUUGAGAAAAAUGCAGCUAUUAGUGAUAAGGAACCAGCAGACAGCCUCAUAGUCCAGACUGCAGUUGUUGCUAGAAUAUUUUCAAACUUCAUGUAUCUGAAAAUAUCACAUGAAAAGGUUGAAAACUUGCUCAGUCAUAUCAUAGAGCAAUCUUUGGAAGAAAUAUCACUAUCUGUCGAGGAAAUUGUCCAAUCGAAAAAAAAACGAAAAAGAAAUCAUUUAAUGAACGUGCUGGAAGCUCUUCAUUUGCUGUAUAAUGGACCAUAUUACUACCAUGUCGCAGAAUUGAUUCGGAGCUCAACUGGGACGGACAUGUUGAAGCAUAUUCUGUUACUGACCAAUGUUGAUAAUCUUCAUAACAUAGACGGCGAAUUGAGGAACAAUGAUGGUAGCACGAGUAUUACAUACAUCAAAAAUAUAAACCAUUUAUCUCAUACACGUGGGAUCUCUAAACAGAACGAAGAAUUCCUGAAAGCAGACAUCCCGUCAAACGUUGAUACCAUAAGACUCAAAGCUAGUGCAGUACUUGCUGCAUUCUGUGCUAUGCUGAAUAGUGAAAACCCAACUCAUGUGCAAGAAAAUUUACUUAUAACCAUCCUGAAUCCAAAUAGUUACGACCUAUCGGAAAUAUGCGACUUUAAAAUGGCUGUUACAAUCUUAGAAUCGUUGAUGGAACGCAAGUUUUCCUCUUUUCCCGAAAAAGUUAUCACCGAUACAUUGAAAAUGUUGCAACAGCUAUCGCGUUAUUGGCAUAAAAACAACGAAGCUGCAAGAAUUAUCAUAAAUAUUUUGUCAAAACUACUUCCAGUUGUUGCAUAUGCUGGUACUGCCAUACAGAAACAAAAUAUUUUACGGAUUUUGAGCCAGUUCCACAAAUUACUGCAAGGUAAUGAAUACGGACCAGCAACCUGCAUUGCUUUUAUCCAGUGUCUUGAAACAAUAGCGGAAAUCGAUCCUUCUUUUACUUGGACCAAGUGGGAGGCUGAUGAUGGCUCAACCCCUGCAAUACCAGUCAUGAACGAGCUGUUGGUAUAUGUCAAAAGUCCUUUUCACGUAGUUCGUCUGAAAGUCAUAGACUGUUUGCAAAUAUUAUUUUCUUCGGAAGACGUUAGUCUUGAAUGGUUGAAAGAAUUCUUCAAUAAACUACGCACCGCAAUUACUGAAUUAUUCAGAGUCGAUGGUGAAGUGAAAGAAAGAGUUAAAGAAGAUGAAAGGACGAAUCGAAUCGCGAGUGCCUUGCACCUGAUGGUUAUUGUGAUCUCUUGUAGUGCUUUAUUUCGCAGUAGGGCUUUGCUUUCUGUGUUUCAACUGACUGUAGACAAAAAUAUCAAUCCUGACAUUGUGAAAAGGGCUCUUGAAAGAGUGAAUGCAUCCUUACAAAUCAAGGACAUCGACUACCUUGUUGAAAGUAAUUUAUAUUACCUUUUAACGCACUGGUUAGAAAAUGGAUAUUCUAUACAAAAAUUCCCCAUAAUUUUAGCGGGCUGCAACUCCGAGCAGGAAUUUUACAAUAAGUAUAUGCGUAUUAUUGCGUUCGUCGUUAUUCAAAGGGGAAAUAUAGAGGAAAUUUCUGAGCUUUGUAACAAAUUUGGAAUGUCAGUUAAAAACGUGAUUGAAGAUUGCUUCCCACGUCUAAUAUCGUGGUUAUUACCAUAUAUCUCUGCAGAUCAACAAUCAUCAUCAAACGAUUUGGUUAAUGCUGCAACGAUUCAACGUGCCAAUUCUGUUUACAUUCAAUUAAAUAACAACUUGAAGCAGUUCGAGACUGUCCAAAAAGUAUCCGUAUUAGUAAAAAAUAAUCUGGAGAAUGUUAUAGUCACGGUGAUAUCACGCCUCCAUGACGAAGAACAUUCCAUGCAGUUUUUGAACAUACCAAUUAAUUAUCCAUCUUGCGAUCCACCAGAAUUUAAGCACUGUGAUAUCCAGCGAAGUUUCAAAUUUCUUGAAAAUAAUAUCAUAGGUACUAAAAGUUCGUUGCUGCAUUUUCUAGCCACAGAAAAACGAGGAGUAUUACAAAAAGUAUUGAUGAAAUUGAAAUGUCGUAUGUACGAAGAAAAAUCAGUUGAGCUUAAAUUGAAGGCUCUUCAUCAUUACGUGUAUUUUGUCAUGAUGAUAAUGGAGGAAAUCAACAAUAAUUAUUUCGACGAUAUGUCAGCAUACGUCGUUAGAGAUGUUUGCUACACUUUAAUGAACCUCCUCAAGGAGAGUUCAGUUCCCAUAUCUAAAGCGGCUUGCGACUACUUUUAUCAUCUUUUGAGGCGUAUGUUGCCUAAAAGGUGUGCAGAAGUUAAACAAAAUUUAAGAUUGAUAGUGUCAAGCAUGAUACCAAUUGUAAAAUCUGGUAAAACAAGGCAUGCGAUCGACGUGAUAACAUUCCUCUUAGUCGAACAAAGUGACUUACUCGCCGAAGCUAUUGAAAGGCUGGAUUCGUUUCCUCCAGAUAAAGAAUUUCGACAAGUGCGAGAAAAACACUUUAGAUUGAGGAAUAAAAACGGACAAAGACAAACUUUGGAUGAUGAGAUUCGACAUUUCUUAAGUACGCGACGUGAAAAUAUGGAAAAUUGUAGUAUCACGGAACUUGACUAUCUGAAAGAACAAUUAUCUACAAAGAAACAAGAAUUACAAGAAAUGUAUCGAAGCCUUGGGUUAAUGAAGAGGUUUUCUGAAGAUUGCGCCUCAAGCGUAUUGCAUCAAUUGACUUGUGCUUUGGUGAAGUUGACGAUAUCUUCUGAUGCUGAUUUUUCACUGAGAGCAGCAGAAUGCCUGGGUGAAUUAGGACCAGCUGAUUUAACUACAAUGAUUUUACAGCCCGAAAAAGAACAUUCGAGACAGUUUUUGGAGCCAAUGCAGACCUUCACUUAUAGAAUUCUCGUUCUCCUUUCAAACCUACUAAUUCAUCCGGAUGUAUGUGUUUUCACUGCAAGUUCCGAAGCGUUGUAUAUUAUCACGGCAUCAUUCUGGGGUACGCAAAUAGUGUCCAACAGAAAUCUGAAAGAUUUGAAAAGAAAUAUCGAAUUAUCCGAAGAAUGUUUGAGAAUUGAAUAUAUCAAACCAUUCGUGGGAAAGUCCAGCCAACAAAAAAAUGUCAACACAAUUGAUGUAAAAAAGUUUGAAGAAUUCGUCAAUGAUAACGUAGAUUUGUGGACUGGCAAGGUAAACGAUUCUCACAACAAUUGGAUAACAAAUAUAGUGUGCCAGAUUUUAGAUUGCUUCAAUGGCUCGUACAUGAAACACUUGAUACCAGUGUGCAGAGUAAACGUAUCAUUUUGCGAAAAAAUUCUACCAUGGAUUAUCUAUUUGGUAAUUCACUUUGAGAAAAAUUUGGACAUUAUGCUAUAUGCAGGCAUAAAUAGGUUCUUCAGAUGCCACUAUGCCGAAAGUAGCGAGAAGAAUAAGAACAAUUCACUGUCGGGUGCUGAGCAUAGAAAUAUAUGCUUCAAUCACAAGUCGGUUCAGUGCAUGCUGAACGUUGUGGAAUUUAUAAGAUCCCAGUCUGUAGAAAAAUUCAAGAUAGAACUAGAAUAUUUGCAUAUAGCGAAGGCUGCUCAGUAUUGUUCAGCUUAUUUUACUUCAGUACUAUAUGCAGAACUGUGGUGUGAAUGUUUGCGUAGAACGUUGCAGACCAGCGACCACUUGUUAUCCAUUGACUACAUUUAUGAAUCCACUGAUGAGAUUGGUAAAGUGUUGCAAGAUAUUCUUAGAGAAGCUUUCAUAAAAAUUGGAGAUCCUGACGCCAUUUACGGAUGUGGAGCCUCAUAUUAUCAAGACUCCUCUGAAAGAAUACAACAUUAUGUUCAACUUCGGAAGUGGGACAAGGUGCUACUUGCUCAUGACAUUGAAAUGUCGCUUGGCAACAAAACCGCUAGUAAAGGUUUGCUCGAUGCGCUCUAUCAAUCCGGUCUCCAAUAUUUGUUGGGAGCAUUUGUGAGAACAAUUGACAAAACAGAAGAUGAGAAAGAUGACACUUAUCGAUACGAAUGUGCUUGGCGUUUGUCAGAUUGGAAUAUACCAGAUACUCAGCAAAUGAUGAACUGGAAAGAUGUAGACUUCCAAACCAUACUCAGCACACAUCAUCCUCUAUUUCAUUAUCGAGCUCUCAAAUUUUACCAUGAAUCCGACACCGAUAGAUUAAAAACUGCUUUGGAUAGUGCACGAAUUAGUGUUAUCAAGACUCUGCGCAAUAUUAGCUUAGAAAGCUGCAAGGCUGUCUAUCCUGCCUUAUCUCAACUUCAAAUGUUACGUGAAAUCGAAGAAGUAUAUUUUGCAGAACCUGAUACAUAUAACUCUAUGAUUGAAAAAUGGAAGCAUCAGGACGCUAUCGGGGUCAAUGAUUUUGAAUACAUUGAACCUGUUCUUUCGCAGCGUGCAAUAUUGUUACAAGCUACAGGAAAAGUUGAAAGUAAAGUUAUUAAAAGCGCUCUUGUUGAUACAUACUUACAAAUAACAGAAUUAUCAAAGAAAUAUGGCUACUUUCAAAUGGCUGCAAGGGCACUGGGCAGCUUAGCAAAACAAGUCGGAACAUUGACAGAUGAAGAAAGGAACAAUUUGCAAUAUCAAGAAGCAAAACUGGCUUGGGAACGUGGGGAUCAUGAACUCGGUCGUCAUCUUUUACGUAACUUGAUAGUUAACUGCACUUCGAAUGUUAUUCAUUCAGAGGCGCUUACCACGUACGGGAAUUGGAUGGCUGAAUCAAAAUCAGAAAACCCACAGAAAAUUAUCGAUAAAUAUUAUCGCGCUUCUCUGGCGAAUUUUGAGUCUUGUGAUAAUACAACUGAGAGAGAGAGGCAGAACUUCGUUUAUACCCAGGCUGUUUUAGCCCAAUUUGCAGAUGUUCAAUUCCAGCAAAUACUGUCUUAUAUGAAAUCCCCGCAAUUCGAAAGCUUCAGGGCAUGUGUUGCUUACUCGGAGCAGACUGCUGAUAAACUUUCUGCCUACUCAAAAGAUGCUGACGAGAAACGAGCCAAGUUCUUGAAUCAAAAACAGUGUAACAAUGAUAUGGUGGAGCUGGAGAAUAUCGAAAAAGAGAAGAAUAUGUACCUGCUAUUGGCACUGGAGCAUUACAUGCGUACAUUGGAACAAAGCGAAGAUCACAAUCUGCUGGUGUUCAGACUGGUGUCUUUAUGGCUAGAUAAUACUCAUGAUAACAACUUGAACGAACUGAUGCAAGCAAACUUGCACAAACUCCCGUCUUAUAAGUUUAUUCUACUCGUGCCACAACUAGCACCGCAUAUAUCAGAUACAGAUGAUGAAUUCACUACAAAAAUUUUCAAUCUACUGAAAAGAUGUGCGAUUGAACAUCCGCAUCACACAAUUCCAGUAUUAUUGGCACUGAUGAACUCCCACAAAGAUCAUGAUUUUCAAAAUAGUAGAAGAUCGUCAGCUGUGAAACCUGAACCGCGCGUUCUUGGUGCAACAAAGCUAGUUCAACAGCUUAUGAGCACUCCGAUCAAGCCAAUUAUUGAAGAAAUGGACAAGCUAGCAAAUUCCCUAGUUAUGUUAGCUAACCUCGAACCCCCAAAAGCAAAAUCUCCAAGAAUUCCUGUGCCAAACAACCCUCUUUCCAUUGCAAAGAUGAAAAAUUUUCAACAUACUCUGGUGCCAACAAUGUCUAUUGAUAUAAAACCAAACAAAGAUUAUGGUGGACUCGUGACCAUAAUAAAAUAUGAUGACAGUUAUGAACUUGUAGGCGGCAUAAAUGCUCCCAAAAAAAUAACGUGUCUUUGUACCGAUGGGCAAAGAAGAAAUCAAUUAGUAAAGGGCAAAGAUGACUUGAGACAGGAUGCUGUUAUGCAACAGGUCUUUACCGUGAUGAAUAUGCUUCUCAGGACUAGCAAAGAAGCAAACAAACGUAAACUCAAUGUCCGGACGUACAAGGUAGUACCACUUACUCAGAGAUCUGGAAUUCUGGAAUGGUGCGACGAGACAACGCCCAUCUUUGAAAUCCUAGCAGGUUCCAAUAAAAAGAUGGGUCUUCACGAGAAAUAUUAUCCCAAGGAUUACUGCAUCAAGAAAUGCAGGGAUAUUAUGGCGGCAGUGGCAAAAACAUCAAACGUGCAGAAACUCGCCAAAUAUAAUCUGUGCUGUGAAAAUCUUCAUCCUGUGUUUCACUACUUCUUCCUAGAAAAUUUUUUGUCUCCAGAGAUUUGGUUCGAACGAAGGUUAUCCUAUGUGCACAGCGUAGCAACUACUUCCAUAAUAGGAUAUAUCCUAGGAUUGGGCGACAGACAUUUAAACAAUAUUCUGCUCGACAAAAGGACGGCUGAAGUUAUUCACAUCGACUUUGGUAUUGCAUUUGAACAAGGGAAAAUUCUACCCACACCUGAAACCGUGCCAUUUAGACUGACUAGAGACAUGGAAGUUGCGAUGGGAGUAUCCGGUGUCGAGGGUGUUCUGAGGCGAAGCUGCGAGGAGACUAUGACCGUACUUCGCCAUCACAGAAGUGUCAUUAUAACACUCAUUCAAGUACUUACUUACGAUCCCCUUUUUUCGUGGUCAAUUACGCCAGCCAAGGCAUUUAGUCUUCAGCAGCGUAGUACGCAGGGAUCUUCCGAAGGUUCAGAAGCAUCUGGAACUAAAAAUAAACUCGCUGAAAGAGCCCUUUUACGAUUGGACCAAAAACUUCGUGGAACAGAGGAGGGUUCCGCAUCAAGUGUUGCCGGCCAGGUAGAAAAAUUGAUCCAGGAAGCCAGGGAUCCGAUCAAUUUGUCUCGUUUAUUUUGCGGAUGGCAGGCCUAUCUGUAAUUUGUAACUGAUGCAAGUAUAGAGAUUAUCAUUAUCAUUAUAAUUAAUAUUUUUCUACUUCUCAUUAUCGUUGUUUUUAUACUGAUUUAUCAGAUAUUUUGAUGUAUUAUUGUUACCCGAUGUUUCGUGAACUCGUUACAAAUCUUAAACGGCCAUUGUGACAUUUUUAACUCAUGUGUUAUACCUCCCAUAAAUAUUGGCAGGUUUUGUGUUAUUAGUAAACGGGAGCGAUCUCUUGUUGGAUGAAAUAUCCGAUUAGAAGCGAUUAUCCGAGAAAUGUGAAUUUUACCAAUGAUAAUUAGGUAUGAAGAUGCAGUCGAGCAUUGUGCCGAUUAUCAAAAGUGUACCUGAUUCCAUUACGUGAAGCAAGCUACUGUACCGGUGUGCCUACAUCGCGUGAAUGUUCGCAUGGCUAGACGAUUUUAUAGUCUUAGAAUUUCGUGACGGAAUUUUAUUUUAAGAGAGUCGUUGCUCAAUAUCAUUGGCUGACUAAUUGGAACGCUUAUACUGCGUCGUUGUUAUUCGUUACAGUAUCAUACAGAUCACAUGGCAUUAUGUAAUUAUUGACAACAUAACUUUAGACGGUUUUUUACGAUAUUUUCUUAUGAAUAAAAGAAACAAAAAAAUGAAAUAAAAAUGUAUCCAAGAAUUGCACUUCGAUACGGUUUGUGAUUAAGAUGUUGAGAUAUGCUUAACUGGAUGUAUUUAUAUGACCAAAGAAAGUUUAAUUUUGAUAAAUACAAUAUUUCUGAUA
Messenger RNA from Athalia rosae (coleseed sawfly), 10055 nucleotides. RefSeq names its product serine-protein kinase ATM (gene tefu). The record is from RefSeq and is a predicted model, not a curated record. Gene Ontology annotation, molecular function: protein binding; protein serine/threonine kinase activity. Bases 560 to 9301 code for a protein of 2913 amino acids. Gene Ontology annotation, biological process: DNA repair. The transcript has 19 exons. NCBI's taxonomy places the organism in Eukaryota, Metazoa, Arthropoda, Insecta, Hymenoptera, Athaliidae.